This is a messenger RNA of Plasmodium coatneyi, 15984 nucleotides long. RefSeq lists its product as uncharacterized. Gene Ontology annotation, biological process: protein retention in Golgi apparatus; protein targeting to vacuole. Bases 1 to 15984 code for a protein of 5327 amino acids. The transcript has a single exon. Gene Ontology annotation, cellular component: extrinsic component of membrane. Lineage: Eukaryota; Apicomplexa; Aconoidasida; Haemosporida; Plasmodiidae. The record is from RefSeq and is a predicted model, not a curated record.
AUGUUGGAGUCAUUAGUUGAAAAGCUACUGAAUAAGUUCCUCGCGCCUUAUGUCGAGGGGAUUGAGAGGAACCUGCACUUGGGGGUAUGGUCUGGCAACAUAGUUCUAGAGAACCUGAAGCUUAAGCCGCAAAUAACCGAAAUAUUAGAUCUGUCCUUUAAGAUAAUCCAUGGUAACAUAGGACGAAUAAAUAUACAAAUUCCAUGGAGUAAGUUAGGGAAAAGUCCCGUAUGUGUGCUCAUUAAAAAUGUACACAUAUAUAUAAAACCAAGAAGCUACAAAAAAAGCGAAGAUGUGAUCAUCGAAGAGUUGAGAAGGGCCAAAAUGCAUAGGCUGGAACUGUUGGAGGAAGAAAUUUCCCUCAUUAAACAACAGAAAAAUAAGGAAAAGUCAUCGGAAAAGUCCACACUUAUAUUUAAAUUGUUAAAUAAAAUUAUUAACAAUAUUCAUGUAGAUAUUCAGGACAUUUUAAUUCAUUUUGAAGACCCUGAGAGGAACUUUUCCAUCGGAUUUAUCCUCAAGUCAUCCUCCGUAAAGAAUUGUCUUGUGAAGGAGGAAAACGCGGCGGAGGCUGCCAAUGCCGGUGCAAAUGCGGGUGCAAAUGCGGGUGCAAAUGCGAGUGAUGAGAAUAAGAAGUUAAAUCACAUUAUCGAGUUCAAGGGGCUCUGUAUCUACAGCAACAGUAAUAUAAGGAAAAAGCGCAGGAGGAGGAAGGGGGAAAAGGGGAAGACAAGGGGCGAAAGUGGUCGAAGCGGUCGAAAUAUCUCUGGGGGGUCCCCCAAGCGGCAGGCCACCAGCGCUUCGUCCGAUUCGUUAACAAAGGGCGACCCUGAUAAGGACGAAAGGGAAGACCUGAAGAAUAGGUCAUCUCUGUCCGACGAAGAAGAUGAAGCAAAUGAUGCCAGUGGAAGGGUAGACAAUUUGGACAGUUCGUCCAAGGUGAAGGAUGACUUGUCCAUUAGUUACGACAAGAACGAGGACCUGACGUUUGAGUCCAAGUUAGGGAGUGCCGACCCGGAGGAAGAUCAAAAUGGUGAUAGUAAGGAAAACUACUUGAAAAGGACGCUAACCCAGAUUAGCAACUUUUUAAAAGAUGACGACAGCAAAAUUUUAAACUACUACAACUUUGAGUAUUUGAUAAAGCCGUUCGACUUGGUGUUGCCGGUGGAACAGUCCAGCAACAAAAAGGAGCUGAAGGUGAAGCUAGAAAUAGGGGAAAAGUGGGAAGGAAUUACGCUAACCAGAACGCAAAUUACAAAAAUUAUUGAAAUAAUGAAUGAAGCGAAUAAGUCCAGGAAUCAAACAAACAAAUUGUUGCUAAAGUAUGCCUGUACAGUCAAGUUAGACAUAGAAUCGCUGCGAAAUGAAACCAAGAACGAAUUCAUGAAUCUGUAUAAUAAAGUUCUUGCAGAGAAGUACAACAUAUCAACCACGGAGUUAACCUCCCUGGAGAUGGACCGGUUGCAAAUUUUGUACGAUGUAGUUGGGGUACGCCAUCUAGCAAAGUGGAGAUUGCAAUGUAAAAAUACGUUGGAAAAAAUAAUUGAAGAAAAAAAUUUGAAAAAAAAAUAUCUCUACGAUUCUAUAUAUAAGCAGCAGUCCUGGUGGUCCUGGGUUACGGGUAAUAAGAAGGACAUAGAAAAUAAGGUGCAGAGUAUUUUAAAUAGCGAGCAAGACAUUAUAAAUGAGAAGGAGUUGUACAUUUUGCAGGAAGCCAUGACGAAUGAGGAUAAUUAUGAUGUGGUCCUUCCAACCAAAUAUGAUUUUCAGUUCAAAUUGGCAAAAUUUUCCAUCAACGUGUAUGAUGAUUGUAAGAGGAGGAGAAGAAGACGCGUGCUUCUUAAGCAAGAGGAGUUAUCAGAAAGGGGAAGAAAUAACGAGACUAUAUGCCCCAUUGAUGGAAGCGUAACUGGUGGUGGACUAAGGGAAGGAACUUCCAAUCCGAUAAGCAGUCCACCGGGGGAGGAAAUAUCUCUCAGCGGAAGUGAAGACACCCUGUUGAAUAGCUCUCCAGCUAUGAGCCCCUCCAACAGUAACUAUAUAAAGAAGGGGAUAAAGUAUGAAGAAAUUAACAUCCUCUCGAUAAAUUUUUACCAAAUAUAUUCUUCCCUGUCGUUACAGUCCGUGGUGGACCACAACGAUAAUGAUAAUUUCCAAUGGAAGUUCAUAAUCGAGUUACAAAAUUUCGUAGCAAAGCAUAAGAGUAAAGUUUUUAUGGAGUUUAGAACGAACAAAAAUUUAUUUCCCUACAAUGUUAACAGUACAGGAAAUAGCAUUUACCAGAAUGCAAUUUAUUAUUCUUUGCUACAUAGCCAAAGUUUGUGUGCCUAUGUAGAGAUAAACCACUUAGUAACUGAAAAGGGGAACACCCUAUCCACUUUGUUAAGGUUGAAUCCAUUGGAGCUUUAUGUUUCUCCGUUGCUUAUAAAGAAUAUACUGUCGUUUGCCUUUCCCCUGAUAGAUAUCGUUAAUAAAAAGCACAAGUCUGUUUUUCGGAAGGGCAAGGGCUCCGUCGUGGGCAACGGUGCGGCGGAGGCGCCACGAACAGAGGUGCCACUAAGAGAUGAGCCCCCCAGUAAAGAGCUUCCAGGAAAACCGCCCCCAGGAGAGACUGCUAAAAGCGCCACGGGCGACGAUCAGGAGGACACGUCAGAGGAUGACGAAGAAGACGACGAGGCGCUGCAGCACAUCAAGAAGAUGGAACAGACGGAAUUGAUAGAGGGGCUGAAGGAGAAGGGAGAAAACGUAUACAACAGAGCAGUCCAGCAUUUGCCAGAAUUGUUCGAAUUUUACAUUCAUAUAUGUGGACCCAUAUUACACUUUGAUAAUUUAACCAACGGUAUUGUGGAAUUGCACUUGGGUAAUUUGAUAGCCAAAACGGAGUUCCCCUGCACGUACCACAAAUUUAACUUGAUUUUUGAAUUCAACGAAACGCAGAUAACGUGCUUGAAGGCGUCUCUGAGGGGGGGUGGGGGCACGUGCAAAAAUGGCGUGGAUGUUAGAUCUACUGAGGUGGACUUGGUUAGUGGAUUACCCCCCAUCGAAGGGGAGACCCCAAAUGUGGAGGAGGAGGGGAAGGAAUCCCCCAUGGAAGAAGCCCAUUUGAAGGACAGCUAUUGUCACCGCAUAAAGGAAAAGACCCAAAAGAGCGAGAAGUUCUACAUACUGCAGCCCAUCCCUGUAAAGGUGUACGUGGAAUACGACUUGAAAAUUUUAAAAACAAACAUCAUAUUGGAUGGCAUUUUUUUCCAAAUAAAUCCAGACGCAGUGAGCAUCAUAUUGGCUGUGCCGACAUCCAUCACAAGGUAUUUAACUCGGUUCUACUCAAAAAAUAAAAAAGAAAAGGAUCUUCUUAAAGGUAGAAAGAAAACUUCAGUGGAGAAGAAGGUCAUUUCUUCUUCCAAGGAGGAAGGAAAUAUCUGCUUGAAGAUACCUUCCGCGGAGGGAGCGUCCAAAGAGAGUGACCCCGUCAGUGUUCACGCUCCGAAUGACGAUGAGUCUAAGGGUAACCUGACUGAUGCGAACCAAAUUAACAAACCGGAGGAAGAAUCCUUCCUCUAUGACAUCGACUUUUUAAUUAAAAAUUCAGCCUUCUCCAUUAAAAAUGGGAAAAAUAGGGAGGUGCUCAAGUACGAGGCCUGUGGAAUAUCCUACAAGAAUUACCUGCAGAAGAAGAGGAAAAUUGUGAAGGUUGAAAUAGAGCAAUUGUGGAUUUGUGACCCGAGUAAUAGACAGCCGAUUUUUUUUACCCUAACGAAGAAUGUGAAUUCGAAGGAUAUUUUUCUCUUCCGGUCGUUGUCGACUUAUUUGGAGGAGAAGCACAACGCAAUGGUUAAUGGGGGCGUGACUCAGGGGGGGAUGCUACCACCAGCAUCGUCACCAUCUGCGUCACGAGGAGGAGGAGAGGGCACCAACUUGGGGACCCCGCCCAGUGGAGGUGCAACCAUCGAUAAGCCUAUUAGCAGCCACAGGGGGGACGGCAAUAACAUGAGCAGGGAUGCCAGCAAUGAGGAGAACGGGUCUAGGUGCAUAGAUCGUUUUCAGUCCGCUGAAAGGAUAGAUGAAUUUAUGGAGAGUGAUUUUCCGAGCGAGGGGAAGGAAUGUCCCCCAAGUAAUGAUCUGGAUGAACGUGGGAAGGUGAGGAGGGGUUCGAACGGAAGUACUCCUAACGAGGGGGGAGCGGUGGACGACGAAGACAUCGAUGACUUCGAUGAGGAGGAUGAUGACGACUUCAUGGACGCCAUCGAAGAGAAGCAACUGUCCAUAAACCUGCAAAUCCUGCAGGAGCAAAACCAAAUCAACAGGGCCAGGACGCACGUGAAUUUAAUCAUCAGCGACAUUGAACUCCACUGGAAGUACAAAACGAUCAAGCAAAUAUUCAAAACGAUGAAGGAAUACAAGAAGAAGCUGCAGUAUGGAAUAGAGAAGGACAUGAAGUAUAUAAAAAAUAAGCUAAAAAACGAGGAGUUAAAAAAUUAUAAAAUGUUCAUUUCGGAACACACCUUGAGAAGUGUGCAGAAGACCCUAAAUAGUGUGAAGAAUUCUUUGAAUAUUUUGGACUUAGAAUCUGCUAGGAAGAAUAAUGAGGAGGAAACCGUAUGUGCAGGUGAUGACACACAUUCAGGGGAUGCUCAGAUGGGGCAACCGCCGGUACAAUCCAGCGGUUGCAACUUCCUGGAACCAAUGGGCACAAGUCAGCAUAUGGUUGGAAGGAGUACACAAAGUGGUGCCGAUGGUGAUGGAGAUCGGGAUAUCCUUAGCAAUGGGCUGAAUAACACCCUACCGAAACUGUACGGGCAGAAGAACUCCUACGUGAAGUACUUCUUCAAUUGCUACGUUAAGAGUGCCUCCCUAGCCUUCUGGCAGAAGAGGAAGAUCUUCUCAAAAAUUCAAGUGAGCAGCAUAUACUACGAAAAUAAGGUGUACUUAAAUUUUGACCAGAAAAUGUUCGUAAAUAUUGAGAAGGGCAUCAUAUCGAUGAAUAGCAAAAAUAUCAUUUCGAACAAUAUAAAUGAUUACACGUAUGAUUUGUUCAUUUCGAGAAGGAGCAAAAGGUUCGGCGGAACCGAUUGUGAGAGGGUGAAACUCAGUGAAGAUGGCAAAGGGGAGAAUGUGAAAGCGACAUCGGAGAGACGAAACAGUAAGGAUAUUUUAAACUACAUCAGUGUGGAUAACCUCUCUGAGGAAAUAAAAAAAAAAAAAAAAAAAUCAAACAAACAGAAAAGACAGGAUUUAUUUGUUGGAAAAAUUAAGGUGUACAAGGAUAGGAGAAAUUACAACAUAUGUUUGCUCUGCGAUAUAUCCAGUAUAUACUACAUCUUUUACUUACGCGAUUUGAAGUUAUUUCUGGAGUAUUUGGAUGAUGGUAUUUUGAACGUGUUUAUAAGUAAAUCGUACAAGAAGGUGGUACAGGUAGCUCAGGCGAAGUAUUUUCUCUUCCACUGCACCAUAUUUGAUCCCGUUGUUAUUAUUCCGGAGGAUAAGAAUAUAAUAUAUAAUUAUCGAGGGGAGGUUAAGAAUGUGUCCAAGUGCUCGAAGGGGAGUAUCAGUGGAGGUGGGAAUGCGAACCGAGGGGGGAACUCCAUCCCGUAUAUUGAAUCUUAUUUGAAAUUCCAUUUGGGCACUUUAAAAUUUAAGAAUUCGUACACUGUGAAUUACACCGAAGGGAUCGUCGAAAAUCAGCGAAGGGCGUUGCGGGAGAGGAGGAAGAGGAAAAGGCAAGCAAGACAGGCAAGAGCAACAACCCAAGGAAGAGCUACCCCAAGGAAGCGUCAAAUAGGUGUCCACUGCAGCGAUAAGGGUGGUAGCUCGACCCCAGGUGAGGUAACAGAAAAUGAGGACCUGGAAAAGAAUGAAAAGACAACAAGCGUGGGUGGGAAAUACGAUUUUACGCUCUAUGUGGAUUUGCUAGACAUGGAAAGUCGCGCCUGUGAAAAUGGGGGAAGUACCAACAUAGAAGGGAACAUUUUACAAAAAGUGAACAUAGGGUUAUGCCUAGUGAGCAGCAAGGAUGGUGUUUUCAUUUACCUGAAUGGGAACGAUUUUUGUCUGGAUUUGACUGUCUUCCAGUUGGCCUUUUUGUUAGACAUUAUUAAUGAGAACUUUUGCUACAAGGGUUACUUCCCGAUGUGCUUCAUUUGUGAUAGGGGCGUGAACAUAGACAGCAUGUUGAACGCAGAAUGGUUCCGCAAGGGGAACAUCAAUUUGGGCAACCUGGCUGUUCGCCGCGGGGGGGAAGCAACCCAAACGAAGGAGGUAAACGCGGCAAAUGAGGAGAAAGAGUUGAACGGGACGAACGAAACAAACGAGGAGAACGGUUUGAGUAGCCCCCUGGGGACGCUAAACCCGGUCGCGAAUGAACCCGUGAGGAAGAACGGGCUGAAGUUAUACCUCUACAUAAAUCUGGAAAGCCUAAAGAUUAGAACCUCCUUUGACGAAAACACCCCAGUAGCUAUAAUAACUUUCCAAAAUAUAAGCAUCUCGUUCCACCUAGUUUUGCUAGAUUUUUACUAUAUUUAUUUUUUCGACCUUUAUAGUAACUCCCUCUACAUUGAUGAUGUGAGGAAGAACUCCAUUAACUACUACAAACGAGUGGCAUACUGCUGCAUCGAGAACGAAGCAAGCAGGGUGAAGAGAAAACGGGGGGACAAAUAUUAUGAGGAAAAAAUGAGGGUGAAUUUUGUGAAGGAGAAUGCGGAGGCUAAGUUAUCUCUAAUUAAGGACACGAGCGUGUCGGUGAAUAGCAACUCGUGCAUUUCGAACUUAGACGAGGAGAACAACAUGAGCAGCAGCGCCGCGGUGGGAAGUAACCCUGUUGUGGGAAGUAACCCUGUUGGGGGAAGCAGCCACGCUUUGGGUGAUCGCUGCGAACCUCCCCCCGCAUCUCCGAAGGAUUACAAAGCACUGCUGCGGUACAUGUUCGAGAGCAACGUAUUUCUAAGCGAGGAAAAAAAGAAGAAAAGGCAAAAGGGCAUAAAGAUAAGAAUAAAUUCCUUUAUAGAGGAUAUCAUCCUAAGCAUAGAAUUGGAUGAUGCAUACAUCUGUUGCUUUUUUAUCAUUUUUAUGGAUAUAUAUAAAUUCCUGUCCACCGGUUUUAAUUUGAGCACACUGCAUCUGUACCCGAAGCCAUCUCCCUACAUCGUUUCGGCGAAGGAGCCAGGAAGGAAGAAAAGGGGGAAGAAAGUUGCUGGGGCGUAUGACCCUUCCCAUAAGGAUGUUGCCAUGGUAGGGAAGAAGAAACAUAAUUUGAAAGAGGAUAAGAAAGACACCCCCCCGGAAGAAACGAGCAGGUAUGGCAAGAAUACGAAAAGGUAUGCUGUGGAGAAUAUCAGCAUAGAGGAAAAUGUUUUUAAAUCGGAGGCGAAAAGUGAGAAAGAGGGGGGAGGUCGUCGUGGGAAGCAGGAGAAAAUGACCCCAGUUGGGGGAAGGGAGGAAGACGAAACAGGGGGUCACAAUCCAACGGAUGGGAAAAGAAAUAUAUCGAGAGGAAGCAGCAUUAAUUCUAGUCGAUUCAGGUUUAUCAGAGAACGCAUGGGGAAUGAGAAAAAUCAAACGAUAACAAAUAUAAAUGAAAUUUUAAAGUUGGAUAAUAAGCCCAUUCACAUAAGCUUCAAAGUGAACAAUGGGAAUUUUAUUAUCUUCACCAAUCUGGAGGAUGUAGCUCAUCCGAUCUUGCUGUGGUCCAACAACUUCGUCUUCUCCUUCUCCCUCUUAAACAAGUGCAUAAUAUUUAGGAAAAUCUACGCCGUAAAUAGUAAAAUAAAGCGAAUUAAUUAUGUGAGUAAUUUUUCUAGCGAUUUGAGUAGGAAGAGGAGGAGGGUGAAUAGGAUGAAGGAAGGAGCCCCUAAAGAUGUGUCUAACCCGCUGCAUAAUUAUCAUAAGAAAAAAAUUCUACUGUGUGAUAAUUUAAAUGUUAAGGGGGAGGCGAUAUACGAGUCAGUCGACACGAAAAAGGAAAAUUAUAUUCUAAAAGCGAAUGUUAGGAAGAAGGACUACCCGGAGUUUAUCUCCGUUUUUGAGCUGGAUAUUCACAUUGGGAAUUUUGACAUACGACUGUCGAAUGAUGAUGUGGAGAUUUUGCUAAGAGCGUCGUCCACUCUGUUUGGGGAUGUGCCCAGCUCUUACACGAAUAUCGCCGUGGGUGCGGUGAUCCCACCGAUGACGUUUAUUCAUACGAAGAUAAAGAACAAAUUUAUGAGGAAUAACAUUUAUUUUGUGAUGAAGGAGGUGUUGGAUGGGGAGGCAGAAGGGGGAGGUGCGGAAGAUGCUGUGAGGGGGAGAAGCGCUGGAGAUGGAGAUGAGAACCCCGAACAGGAGCUGCAGAUUACGAACAUAAAUAAGCUAAAAUGGGGAAAGAGAAGAAGGAAAGCGGUCGUGGUGGGGGACCUAAACAAUCGGGGGAAAGCUAUGAAGCAGGAGGGAGACAGCGCAUCGGAGGAGAAGCUUCCAGUGGGAAUAAACCCCCCUAAGGAGGAAAAGGGGAUAGUUAGAACGAGGAAGGAGAAAGUUGAGGUAGAUCUAUCCGAAUCGAGCAACAACGUGAUUGAAUCAUUUUCGUAUAACGCUUUGUCUGAAAUUUCAACGGACUCCAAUUUGAUGACAUGCUCCGACUCGUCCUCCACGGAGUCGUACACAACGAGCAGGAUAUUCUCCAGUAAAAGUGCAUUACAAAACGAGUCAGAGUCGGACUUAACCAGCGGUAAUGAACAGGUAAAAACGUAUCGAGAUAUUAAAAUAGUAAUAAAGCUACACAAUGUGAAGUGCACCUUUAUCGACGACAUAAGAAAUUCCAUCGUGCCAAUAAUCAGGACUAUCAUGAGUAUGAGCAUAUGCUUGAAUUUUUACUCAGAUGAAUGUUCGUACAAUAUAAACGACUUGAAUUCGAAGGUAGAGUAUUUUAACAACUGCAUUGGAGAUUGGGAACCCUUUUUGGAAAAAUGCAACAUUUCGCUGGACAUUCACAAGAUACUACCGAAUGAUUCCUUCAGUGAGGACACAGAAUCAAGCAAGUCUCCGAUCAGCAUAAUUAAGAUAAACAGUGUAAAUGCUUUAUGGUUUAAUAUAACCCCACAGUUAGUUAACCUGCUGUUUUUGUUCCUUCCUGUGUUUACGGAUAAGGUGCUUAAGGGGUUGAAAAAGGAAGGCAACCGAUGUAUGCCGAGCAACACAGUUGAGAGGGAAGAAAACCAGGGGUCCCAUUUGUCCCUUUUUAACAACAAUUGUGAGAGCGUUUCCGCUGAGCUAGAUGAGAAAAAACUUAGUAUUAAAAGUAAGAGCAUUUAUGAGGAUUGUUCGUCCGUUUUUGAAUCAGUUCCUGGUGACAUUGAUCAGACGAAGGAGACAGAUUUCCAUUUGGAUGAGUUCCUGAAGAAGGAGGAAAAUCGAAACAGUUACGAUUGCAUGAGGGACAAUUCCGUUGUUUAUUACGUCAACUUGACGAGCGACUUUUUUUACGCCUUUGUGAUGCCUGAGGGUAGCGUGGAAGAGGUGAUGAAGAAGCGCCCCUGUGGAAAUGGCAAAGGGGGGAGAGGUUAUCGAAUUGUGCACGAGGGGGGGGAUGCUCCCACGGGGGUGACCCCCACCGGUGUAGCGCAGAAGCAGAAGAAGGGAAAAACAAACGUAGGGGGGGCAUUGUCCAAAAUGGAAUUACACACCACGAAGGGCAGUGGAAAGAAGGAUGAUGGAGUUAAAAGGGAUAACUAUCACAAUGAAGGAAGCGACGCUGACGAUUCUUCGACCGAUUGCGAGGGGGAAAAGAGUGCCCCCGAGUUGUAUGCCAAAAUUGUAACCACGAACGAGUUGAUCUCCCUAGAUCGACUGCUUGUGAAUGAGAUCGCGAACAACUCCCUGAUAGAGAAGAAGUGCCUCUACCUGUACCUCAUCCCCAUUCCCCCCACAAACGUGGUGAACGUUAUACAUGAUAUGUUUGCCAAUGUGAGUAAAAGGGACAUAGUCCUCGAUUUGAUGAUAACGAAGAAUCCGAAGAAGACCAUCGAGAAUUUGUUGGCGUACAGCCAAGGGAGGCGAAAAGAUCCCAAUGUCAAUCCCAAUUGUAAUAUUAAUUUGAUGCCGAAUUCCAACUCCAAUUGCAAGGUGACGAUUUUCCAGGGGGGAGAGGAAAGCUGUCACGACAAUAAUAGGUAUAACGCAAACACCGUUACGGAUGAAAGGGGGAUGGCGGAAAAGACGAUCCAUGGCACCGACGUCGGGGCGGACGAAAUGGAGCAGUUCGAUCGGGAGGAAGCCUCAACGCAUAUGAGGAAUAACGAUUUGUUCGCUUCGAAUGAUGAUUUGUCUCUGGAGGGGGGACGGCAAGAGGAGGAACUACUGCUGGAUGAGGAGGGUACUUCCAAUGGGAGCAGCGAAGACGAGAUGGACGAGGCAGACUCGGUGGAUAGCAGAAGUAGCUCCAGUGAAAGGCACUACUUCAAGUACAGCCAAAGGGGGAAUGACAUUAGGAAUUCUAUAUUUGCAUCGAACAAAUUCGUAGGCCCAUUUCUGAAGAACUGCGAGUGCGUCCUUAUAAACUUGAUCAAGAACAGCUGCACGACUCUGACCACAUCGCUGAAAAGCAGCAACGUCAUUCACAUGAUGAAGCCGCUGGAUUAUAUUUUUGAUGAGGCGUAUGGUAACGGUGUGGGCAGCGGGAUCCCCCCUCAGGGUGCCUUAACCACAGGGGUCCGCGGAAAGGACGACUUGACGGUGAAGAAGCCAACCGUAGACAAGCCAAUAAAGUGGGAAAUGUUGAAUGAGGAGAUGGACAGGCAGACCAAUCUGGCCUGCAAAUACCGACUGAAGAAUAAUCACCUUCCCGUAACCCCGCUCGCAGAGACAGUAUGCGAAAUCAUAUCUCCCAUGCCGAAUUAUAAAAUAUUGUUCAUGUCUUCAACGGUUCGGAUUGUAAACAAGUGUGGCAUUCCUUUGGAGUUUUGUUUCUUCGAUGGAUCGAGAAACCCCAUCUUGCUAACCUCUCUGGAGAAUAGGACCAUACCAAUUAGCACGCUCUACCCCAACCAUAGCGAUUCGUUUAAGAAUUAUAAGGUGUCCAAUAGCUUGAAUAUAAACCCUAAUAUAAAGUUGCGUCAGAAGAAUAAUAAUUUGAGUUUCACGGUCAUUUUAAAUCAUGAGUAUUUGUUGUCCACUCCUGAGUGUGCCUUUUGUGGCCCGUCACAUGUGUAUCUGUCUUUUAAGCCGAUAAAUCUGGUAAGCGAGGAGAACGCGUACUACGAGGUGGUCAGUUCGGGGGGCAAAGUAGAGGUUUCCAAAGGAAGAGGUGCCAAGGAAAGUACCUCCUGUGGUCAGGGCGUACCAGGUUUGAAUAAAAAUAAUGAAUCGGAUAGCCCCAAAGCGGAAGGACAUAGGUCCCCAGGGGGGGAAAUGCAUAUAACCGAUGGAUCAUCUCCCCCAAAGGGGGCAAGCGAACUGAUGGACACCUCCUCCAUCAGCAGCGAAAAGGGAUGGUCCGACAUUUUCAGCUCUGACGUUAACCAAGGGACAUAUGUGAAGAAGUGCAAAAUGAAGGACAGCAAUAAUUACCUUUACUUUAUUGUAAAGAUUGAGAAUAAAAUAAGUGCCCUCCCUGCAGAAAAGAAUUUGAAAAUUAUCACCAUAUAUCCCCAUGUGAGUGUGGUGAACGCCAUUCCUGCGUUGGUAGACAUUAUAAUCACAUCAGAAAUUUCGGAGGAGAAACAGAACGAUUACGUGUAUGAAGAGAAGGGGAAGAUCGACCUUUUGAAAAGUAAAAAGGUGAAGUUGUUGAGGCAGUGCGAGGAGAUAAAUGCAUACCUUAGCAAAGUAGCUUCGGUCAAACAGGUCAAUUCGGGGAAUAGUUCAGCAGGCGCCACAACGGCUACUAUGAGUGGCUACUCUAAUGAGUAUGUUUUAGGAAAGGGCGCACAGAACAACGAACGGGUGUACUUACACGAAUUGAAGCGGUUGGAAAAGGAAAUAAGUAACAUCGAUGAGGAAAUAAAAAUGAAGAAAAAGGAACUAUCUUCCUCCACGUCAAAUAAAGGUUAUGUAAACAAGCGGUUGAAUCCAUUUUCCAUUUUUUACAUUUAUGAAAUUAGGAAAUAUACCUGCCUGAACAUGAAAAUGAAAAUUGGAAAUUCGCAAUGUGAGUGGUCAGACAAGUUAUUUCUGUUGGAGGAUGACGAAGAAUCGGUUAUGAGAUUUUCUCUAAAUUUUAAACGGUUCGCUUCUGUGGAAGUAGAGUUAAUAAAAAACUUCAGUGGGUAUUUCAACUCGUUGAGUAGCAUCCUGGGGAAUAAGCAGCUGUACAUUUUUUCCCUACCGAGGUGUUUUAUUGACAGAACGGGUUUAGGCAUUAAGGCAAUCAAUUCUAAUAAGUACUACCCCAUUAUUAACGGAAUAACUUUGUUAGGGGAUAAUUCACAAAUAGAUUUGCUGUUACCGCAUAAGAUGUACCACAAUGAAUAUUUGAGGUCGUGCCGAAAUGGGGUUCGCAGUUUGGAAGUAGGGGGGGUAGAGACAUUUAACGAUUAUAGUGAUAUUUUCAACGAUUUUAAUUACCCCUGUCCUGUGGACAAUUCGCUCAUACUGUUCAAGGCGACGUUACCCCCUAUUGGUAGUUAUACAGAGACGAGUGUGGUGUGCAAGAAUUUCUUUUACACCUUUUGCCUGAACACGGAAAAGAUUAAGACGACGAACAUACCCUAUAUCAUUAGCCGAAUAAUCACUGUGGUGCCUCAGUUUAUCAUUAGCAAUAAGCUGAACCAUCCUAUCUUGGUGAAGCAGUUUCAGACGGAUAAAAUCCAAGGCGUUCGUCAGAAUGACACCUCUCCGUUGUACUUCCCGAAGAAGCAGAAUAUUUUGCUCUUCCGGUUUAGGGCGCUGGAGGAGGAAACCGCUUUUUCAGGCGAUGGCACUGGCGUUGAUGCUGUUAUUGCCGAUGAUGAUGGGCAUGCCAGUAGAAAGAGGGAAGACUACGUGUCCAUCCCGUCGAAGCAGUACAAGAUAAGCAAGAACCCAUUUUGGUCGUCCGUCAUAUUUCCGAGUGAAAACUUCGUGGGGACCAACUACAUGGUAGUGAGCAACAGUUCCGUGAAAGAGGAAAAAUCGGAAGUGUAUGUAAUUACGUGCAUCCCAGACAUGGGCACGAAAAAUAUAAUAAUAGAAAAGCUAGACAAUAAUAUGAAUAAAGGGUUUAUUGCGUAUAACUGUUCCAACUUGGCAAGAUAUUUGAAAAUACGAACCUUCCACGAUGAUGCGAAACACCUCAAAAUGGAUGAAGAAGAAAAUUAUAAAUUUGAAAAAAAUAUGUUCGUAAAGAAUUUUCUAAGCACAGCUGACAUGGAACAUUAUUUUAACAUCGAAUAUGAUCAGUCUAGUUACCUAGGGUGGGUAAAUCCCUUCAUUUAUGUAACGCGAAAUGUACAGAUAGAGAUCGUACUGCAUGAUAUGAAGACCAUCCCAAGGACAUCCUUCAUAUUAAAAUUCGCGCAGUAUAAUUAUGCGCAGAAAUUAUUCCAGGUGUAUUAUUAUGACGUGAUUUUUAUCGUCUCUGUAGAGUACAUCCAAGAUUUGAUAACGAUUAGGUUGACCCACCGGAUGAACAUUUCUCGGGGGGUACCUCACAAUGGGGGAGGAUUUGUCUCCACGACUUCGUAUACUAAUGACACCCGUGAGGGUGGAAGAGUUUCUAAAAAUUCGGUGGACAUGCAGGAGUACCACAAGAUAGAAGUUGCUGAGGGAGGGUACGAGUUGAGGGACAAACAUGGCAACGAAGUUGGCGUCGUGAGGAGCGCCAUGGGGGGUAGCUAUGUUCAGAAGAGGAUGAUGAUUGGGCAAAGUGAAUAUAACUAUGUGAAGUAUGGUACGGAGGAAGACGCAGAUGCAGAUGGUGCUGGUGGAAGUGGGCACCAGGGUCACGUGAGCGGUUAUACCAGCGGGUAUGGGAACUACUACUACUACGGCGUGGGCAAACGCGAGGAAACCGUGAAGAUGAUCAGCAACACGUAUAAGAAUGUGCACGUAAUUAUUAAUGUGACCCAAAUAGGGGUAAGCAUUAUAUCGAACAUCCUGAAGGAGGAGGUAUUCUUCAUCGAGCUGUCCAAACUGUGUGCCCUGUUUUAUAUGAAGAACGAGGAAGAAGUUAUUGACAUAAAAAUUACGGACGUGCAGGUGGACUGUCAGCUGGAGUCCUGUGAGAAGUGUGUGCUUUUGGCGAACCGGGGCAUAAGCACGAACAGUGAUAAAAGCGGUGGAGCAGCAGGCACAUCAGGAGGGGCUUCUUCAGCGAACAGCGAAAAAGAAUUGAAGAGAAUUAAAAAUGCGUAUGGUGGUCAUCACCCGCAGGGAAGUCGUGCCAAUGGGAUCAGUGGUGGUGGUGUAGGUAGAAAGGGCAGUUACAUGAGCGAAAUGGACGAGUUGUACGGUCGGAAUAAUAGCAGCAGUGGCAUCGGUGGUGACGGUCGAUCCAAUUUUACAAACAGCGAUAUGAUGAGUAAGAGGGCUACUGAGAGUGGUGCAGGAAUAAUUGGAAAAGGGAUGAACACAAAUGACGAAAAAAUAUUUUUAAACAUUUAUGUGGAGAGGUCCUUCAUAUCUCACAAGGACGUGAUUUUCAAAAAGAUACAAGUCUCCUUGGAUGACGUGGAAAUCGAAAUGGAUGCCGAAACGUUAAAUGGAAUUAACCUGCUUAUAGCAGAGUAUAUUGAAGGGAUAAGCAUCGUGCAGAAGAAGAACCUGCUCUAUGAGGAGAUCCAGAAGUGGACCAUUUUACCCGUCUAUGUGAAUUACAAAUCUCCAGAUAUCCCCCUAGCCAUAAACAUACAGUACAUGCAGAUAGACAAAUUUACCCUCAUCGUUUGGUGUUCCUUUUUACUGGACAAAAUGCACAUGAUGAGUGAUCUGCUGAGAAUCGGUUUACGAAUAUUGAUGGUGUCGGGAAAGUUAGAAUUGCUAGGAGCACCUGUUACCCUGAAUCAGGAAAUUUUUAACAACAUCCGUGUUAGCUUGAAGUCGUUUUAUGCUCUAUUGAAGGAUAAGUACAGUCACUCCAUUUUGGCAUGUUUAGGGUUCAUAGUGGGAUAUAGCAGCCUGAUUAACAUACCGAAGAUUCCCCUGGAAAUUGGAAGGAAUACCAUAGGGCUAGCCGUUUACGCUGUUGAUAACGUAAGUGUGGGUAUUGGAAGUUUUCUCUCCAAUUUGACCUUCGAUGCAGAGUACAUUAAUAGGAGACAGAAGGAAAGGAACUUUAAAACAAACACGAACAUGAAGGAAGGGCUCCUGAGUGCCGUGAAGAAUAUUGGAGAGGGUGUGCUGAGCUUAUCCAACAUUGUUACGAAACCAAUUGAGGGUGCCCAGAAGGAAGGAGUUGGUGGAUUUUUCAAAGGGAUAGGCAAAGGGGUAGCUGGAUCGUUGGUCAAGCCGCUAGAUAAAGUAGGCCAAGCUGUAUCUGAUGUUACGAGGGGUAUAAAAGCUGAGGUGUCCAAACCGAUAGGAGGACAUAAAUACAAAAUCAAGAGACAUCGAAAGCCAAGAAUGUUAUGGGGAGAAUAUGGAAAAAUAAAAGAGUACAAUUUGCAUGAAGCAGAAUUAAGAGAAUGUCUGGGAUUGAAAUUUUCAAAAAAUAUUAUGAAAUGUUUAACGAUACAUAAACAGGAGAAUCACCCUCCUGCACAUUAUUCUUUGUUGUUAUAUCCGAAGGUUAUUAUUUAUGCCAAUUUGUAUGCCAGCAUGUUUGUUGGUGGUAAGAAUGGUGAAUAUAUGGCAGACAAGAAGAGCGUUGCGGGGGGGGGCGACAUUGUCAUUUGGUCGCUCAGGAUUGAGGACAUCUCCGAAAUAAGGGCCUCCAGUCAUGGGGUCAUAAUCCGCACAGGGAACACUAGCAACCUCGUGUAUAAGAUCCCCUGCAACAACGCGCUUUUGAUAAAUAAGAUUUACCGCGAGCUGCACAGCUCCAAGGGCUCCAUCAACUCGACCAUCAUCCUGGGGGAGGCGCCCUCCAAGCCAUGCGUUUAG